AUGGAAUCAGGUGAGGAUACGAAGCCGGGCUUGGGAAAUGAAAGCGAUGACGAUGCUGAUGAGAGCAAGUUGGGUAUGCAAGAAAAUAUAAAUGAUGAUGAAGCUGUUUCCAGAGCACUCAGUAUAGUCCAGAAACAGACGCGAGAAGCAAUUGAUGUUUUGCGAAAAGUGAAUGAGAAGAGCCAAAGAAAAGCACUGUUCCCGGAAGUUGAUCAGAUGCUUCAUAUUCAGUGUGUUUAUAAGAAGCCAGAUGUUACGCAUCCUGGACGUCGCACGAAACGAAUGUUAGUUGCC
Gongylonema pulchrum is the source of this 294-nucleotide messenger RNA. NCBI's taxonomy places the organism in Eukaryota, Metazoa, Nematoda, Chromadorea, Rhabditida, Gongylonematidae. The record is from the annotation of a GenBank genome assembly.